This is a messenger RNA of Cololabis saira (Pacific saury), 2835 nucleotides long. It is a transcript of the gene pals2a, whose product is annotated as protein associated with LIN7 2, MAGUK p55 family member a. The record is from RefSeq and is a predicted model, not a curated record. The coding region runs from base 368 to 1993 and encodes 541 amino acids. Gene Ontology annotation, molecular function: protein binding. Lineage: Eukaryota; Metazoa; Chordata; Actinopteri; Beloniformes; Belonidae. The transcript has 12 exons. Gene Ontology annotation, cellular component: cell-cell junction; plasma membrane.
AUAUAAAACCAGACUAAGUGCUUCCAUUAAAGCCAUUUACUUUACUAUACCAAGUGACAACUUAGCAGAAAACAUUAAGCCAGGUCCCUGUAAAACACGUUUCAUGCUUUUAUCUUUGAUGUCAUUGGAGUAAAAGCAACCUUUAGCAUUUAGGGCCAAAGACCUUAGCUGUUACAAAGGUAAAUGUAAACGCCGCCUCCCCCCCAAAAAAAAAAGUUGAAUGGAAACCACCAUGUAAAGCUGGCAUACCAUAACGCUGCUGUGCGUCAUUUGAGAGUGAAGUGCCGCAGAUGUCACUGGUGCUGACAAGCUUGUAUACUUGGCCUGCGUCAUGGAUCUGACACACAAAUGUCACAAGAGAUGAGCCAUGCAGCAGGUACUGGAUAACCUGAAAGAGCUGCCAUCAGGCACAGGGACGAAGGAUAUAGACCUCAUCUUCCUCAGAGGCAUCAUGGAGAGCCCCAUCGUCCGCUCCCUCGCCAAGGCCCAUGAGCGCCUUGAAGAAGUGAAGUUACAAGCGGUGCGGGAUAAUAACGUUCAGCUGGUGGCAGAAAUCCUGGAAUCCCUCAAUCUCCUCCAGGAAAAGGAUGCUGCUGCUGCUGAGCUUGCCCGGAUCCUUCAGGAGCCUCACUUUAAGUCUUUGAUAGAGACUCACGACAAAGUGGCAGCAAAGUGCUAUGAAUUACCGCACAAUGAAGUUAACAGCAAUUCCCUGUUGCCAAGUUCCCUCAUGCCAGCCGAUGCCGUCAGGGUGAUUGGCAUCCAGAAGAAAAUGGGCGAACCACUGGGGGUGACGUUCCGCGUAGUGCACGGAGAGAUGGUGAUCGCGCGGAUCCUGCACGGCAGCUCGAUCGACAGGCAGGGCAUGCUCCACACAGGGGACGUAAUCUGUGAGGUAAACGGGCGGGAGGUCGGGACCAAUCCCUGCGAGCUCCAGAAGCUGCUGAGAGACUGCAGUGGGAGCAUCACCCUGAAGGUCCUGCCGAGCUACAGAGAUGCACCGUCACCACCACAGGUUUUUGUGAAACCUUACUUCAACUAUAACCCGACCGCAGACAACUUGAUUCCCUGUAAAGAUGCAGGCCUGGCCUUCUCCAAAGGAGACAUACUUCAUGUUGUCAAUAAGGAAGACCCCAACUGGUGGCAGGCACGCAAAGUUGUUGGUGGUGGCGCCGGUCUCAUUCCUAGUCAGUUUUUGGAGGAGAAGAGGAAAGCCUUUGUGAGAAGAGACUGGGACAGUGCUGGUACAGGGGUGCUCUGUGGGACUCUAACUGCAAAAAAAAAGAAGAAAAAAGUCAUGUACCUCACUGCUAAGAAUGCAGAGUUUGACCGUUAUGAGCUGCAGAUCUAUGAGGAAGUAGCCAGGAUGCCUCCAUUCCAGAGAAAAACACUGGUUUUGAUUGGAGCACAGGGAGUUGGGAGGCGGAGCCUGAAGAACAGACUCAUCGUCAUGAACCCUCUGCGAUAUGGAACCACUGUCCCCUUUACAUCACGGCGCUCAAGAGAAGAGGAAAAAGAUGGCCAGAACUACUGCUUCGUGACCCGAGAGGUGAUGGAGAAAGACAUCAAAGACAGCCGAUACCUGGAGCACGGCGAGUACGACGGCAACCUGUACGGCACCAAGAUCGACUCCAUCCACGAAGUGGUGCACGCUGGCCGAACGUGCAUCCUAGACGUCAACCCUCAGGCCCUGAAAGUGUUGAAGACUGCUGAGUUUAUGCCAUUCGUGGUGUUUAUUGCUGCUCCUGAACUGGAUACACUAAGAGAGAUGCACAAGGCCGUUGUCGAUGCAGGCUUGACAACCAAACUGCUUACGGAGAACGAUUUAAAGAAGACUGUGGAUGAGAGUGCCAGGAUCCGCCGGGCCUACAGUCACUACUUUGACCUGACUAUUGUCAAUGACAAUCUGGACAAGGCAUUUGACAAGCUGCAGGAUGCUGUGGAGCGGUUGUUCGUAGAGCCGCAGUGGGUUCCCGUCAGCUGGGUCUACUGACGUUUUACCUCCACCUGGACAGAAGGACCUGAGCUGCCAGCUGCCUGUGUGAUUUGGGUCUCGCACAAAGCUCCAUCAGAGUCACCUUAAUCUGAAUUGCCAGAUUUCUUUCUAGCACACUAUGCAACUCUGAACACACAGGAAGUGUACUUAUUUAUUGGCAAAUAUUUUCUAUGAAUAUUUUCAAAAGGAAUAGGGGGGAUAGUGACUCUUGGGUCGCAUUGUUUUUAAGCAUACAGUUUUUGCUAUUUCCCCGUUUAAUUGCAAAUGUGUUUGUGAGAUCGGGAAAUUGUAUUUAUUCAACAAAAGUGAGGGCUCGCUCAUUCACAAGUAUGAUACCUCAGUGUUUACAGUGCUUCAUCUCAUUUUACUAGUGCAAACUUGCUCAAAGAAGUGUCUUUUGAGACCUCUUUCUCUCUUGAAAGUGACAUUUAUUCCCCAAUAUCUUUCCAGUUCAGCUUUGUGAAUAGAAAUGUCUCGCCAGUCACUGUAAAAUGUUACACAGGAAAAAACAAAAAGCAAUACUGUAGUUGUGUUUACCCAGCGUUUCUCUCUCACUCAAGCACAAAGGACCUUUUAAUAAUGAAACUAAUUGUUUUUUUCAGACGUAUGGAAUAAGUGCAUGACUGUUAGACCCAUGAAUUAUAUCCUUUGUGUUCGAAAGAGAAAUUUUCCACAGGACUCUCACAGGGUACUGCAUCUCAGUGAACCAUCCCUUUUGAUGUGAUAUUACCAAAAUGUAAGUUUUAAAUAAAAUUCAUAUUUACCUAUAAUAGUAUAUUUUACAAAAUUUCAAAUAAGAUGUAUUUUCAGAUGUCAAAUAAAUAACUGGUGUUUUCUAA